AUGUUCUGAUUACCCAUAAGUUCACAGCCGUCCAGUCACAUACAAAUCAACACCAAAACAAUCUUUAAACAUUUGAACUAACCAGACUAUUUUUUAUUUUGUUAUUGAAUAAAGACUAUUUAGUAUUACUAAUAAUCCCUCUACUAAUCAUUCAAUUUUUUACAAGUAUUCCCAUUUUUUCUUUCUCCUCCCUCCAACGUGGGAACUUGUCAUUGGUCUAUCAUUUCUAUCUCUCUGUUGCUCUAGACUCAUCUUCUUUGCGCUUUCUGGGUUGCUCUAAAUUUGCAAAAAAAAUGGCGGGUUUGACGCUGAAAUCAUUAGUUUCAGCAAGAAUCACAAGACCUGAGUUGGUUUUGAGUUGGUGGGACGAGAUCAACGAGUCAACUCAGUGGCAAGAUGGCAUCUUUUUUGCCCUUUGUGCUGCUUAUGCUCUCGUUUCUGCUGUUGCCCUUAUUCAAAUUUUAAGGAUUCACUUGAGAGUGCCUCACUUUGGUUGGACAACACAAAAGGUUUUUCAUUUUAUGAACUUUAUUGUUAAUGGAGCGCGUGCUGCUAUUUUUGGAUUCCACAUGUAUGUAUUUGCUUUGAAGCCCAAGGUCUUAACAUUGGUAUUGUUGGAAUUCCCUGGGCUUCUAUUCUUUACUACAUACACGCUGUUGGUUCUUUUCUGGGCUGAGAUAUAUUAUCAGGCUAAAAGUCUUCCAACAGAUAGGCUUCGGGCUUGGUAUAUUUCAAUUAAUUGCGUUAUUUAUGUUAUACAGGUUCUUAUCUGGUUAUACCUAUGGAUGCAUGAUAACAGUUUUGUUGAAUCCGUAGGACAAAUAUUUAUCGCAGUGGUGUCCUUUAUUGUAGCACUUGGUUUCUUGCUGUACGGAGGAGGGUUAUUUUCCAUGUUGCGGCGCUUCCCAAUUGAAUCAAAGGGACGAAGAAAGAAACUUCAUGAGGUAGGAUCAUUGACAGCAAUUUGUUUCACCUGCUUUCUCAUUCGCUGCGUUAUGGUUGUAUUAUCUGCCUUGGAUGAUAAUGCUUCCCUCGAAGUCUUGGAUCAUCCCGUGUUGAAUCUCAUAUACUACAUGUUUGUUGAGAUCCUGCCUUCUGCACUUGUCCUAUUUAUAUUGCGAAAGCUCCCUCCGAAAAGAGUAUCAAGUCAUUAUCACCCAGGUCAAUACCAUCCAAUCCGUUGAUUUUGAUUUAUUACGACCACCAGCUUGAGCAGAAUGAUUGAUAAGAGCCACACCAAAAUACCCGAUGUCUCAAUGUAUGCUAUGCUACAACUUGUUGAGUUUUUCAUCUUACUUAUCCCUCCUCUCCUGUGUGAAUGCAUCUUUUUGAAAUGCUGUAAAAAAUGUAAUAUUGAUUAGAACUAGCUAAAGUUUCUUUGAUAGAAGCUUGUUGAUUAUUAAAUUUGAAUAUUAGAAUUGGGAGAUCCAAAUUGUAUAAAUGAUCCAUUCAGAUUACAGAAGCUCUGAAUUUUCCCCUA
Molecule: messenger RNA, 1480 nt
Organism: Amaranthus tricolor (Joseph's coat)
Lineage: Eukaryota; Viridiplantae; Streptophyta; Magnoliopsida; Caryophyllales; Amaranthaceae
Product: tobamovirus multiplication protein 1-like
Exons: 11
Coding region: 294-1184 (296 amino acids)
Cellular component (GO): plant-type vacuole membrane
Source: RefSeq, a predicted model, not a curated record